Messenger RNA from Ilex paraguariensis (yerba mate), 646 nucleotides. NCBI's taxonomy places the organism in Eukaryota, Viridiplantae, Streptophyta, Magnoliopsida, Aquifoliales, Aquifoliaceae. The record is from the annotation of a GenBank genome assembly.
CGGCAACCAACAAGUUUCUUAAACUUUCUAUCUCUCGGCAACUCUUAGUUUUGAUGGAAAUUUCAUAGCAUCUUUCUUGGUUCCAAGGAAGUUUCGUCCUUUUUUCCACAUUUUAGGUAUUUGUAUUGAGUACACAAACGUAAUCUCCUCCACCGUUGGAUUACAUUCUCAUCUCCUCCGGCAAGGGAAUUGUAAUUUCCUCUUCAGAUCCGAAAGGAAAAAAUGGAAAGCAAGGCAGUAAUUGUUGCUAAAGCCAUCAGUGGUGAUUCCUCAUCUCUCAAAUCUCUAUUUCUCAGAAACUUCUGGGUUUAGAUGAAAAUUUCGUAGCAUCUUCUUGAUGGAAACCUCUUUCCACAUCGUAGAUUAUUCCCAAGGAAAAAUGGAAAGCAACCCAGUGACUACUGCUAAAUCCACCACUGGUGAUUCCUCGUCGCCUUCGCCGGUUGACAUUUUCGAUGGAAAUUCCUCUCUGCAGAAAAAAAAAAACACACCCGUGACUACCGCUGAAGCCACCAAUGGUGAUUUCUUAUUUCCGGUUGUAAGGGCGGACAAAAGACUGAAAAUGGAAAAAACACCUGUGAAUGAAGCCACCAGCGGCAAUUUCUCAUGGCCAUGGGUUGAUAGUGACUCCUCUGUCAUGGAGGAG